AUGAAGCAAUUCCGAGCCCGAAACUUCGUCAUGGCUGCUGAUCGCGUCCGGCCUGGAGGACGGACUACACGUGAUGUCGACGACGCGUCUGGCCGACGACGAGCGUCAGCGACGUUCCGCGACUUCCGGCAGGGGUCGCUGUCGGCCAUCAACUUCGCCAGCUGCCGAGCUCUGAGGUGUAGACGAGGAUCCGUGUGGAGUGAUGCGGAAAAAGGGGUUCCGCCGAGCGAUGGUCUGCGGAACCCGCGGCUCCCGGCGCUGCCUGUGAAAGUGAAGAAGAAGAAAAAAAGGAAGAAAAGGAAAGAGAUGUCAAUGUCGAUGUCGUCCAGCUUCGGGACCGAACAAGGGGUAUCGCUGCCGCAGCCCGAUGUUUUGCGAGCGUGUGAAGGAUUCGCGUGGAACGUCGGCUUUUAUCAUGUUCUCAUUUACGCGCCGGGCCGCGAUUCGCUUCGGUCAAUACUUCUCGCGACUACGGAUCAAGAAGCGCAUUACUUUCUCGAGAACGUUAUAGGAUGUGAUUUUUGUGAAGGAAACCAUCGUUGAUGCGGAAGGAGAUUUUGUGUAGCUCAGGUUGAUAGUGUGCUUUUGUUGAAGGACGUCGCCCUCGGAAUGUUUUUGAGUCUGUGAUGACAAGAUUUAAUCCGCUUUGCCCACCUACGACUCAAGCUUGAAAGUGCGCUUUCGAUCCACUGAAUUUGGUACAAUGAGCCUAUGCUAUUUCGGGGGUCUUGCGGAGGAUUUUUGUACUCGUCGAGGGCGAGGGGGUUUUAUGGGGGUGUUCUCGUCAGGGUUUUUUUUUUUGUGUUUUCCUUUUCUCCCGUCGGUGCAUUAUGCACCAGGGACCCGGGCCCGCAUCGGAGUCACUUUGAAUUUCAUGCGGUCAGGACUGCUGACGUUGGUGUGGGAAGCAGGUUUAUCACUCGCGUCGCGGAGGCAAGGUUGACAGGUGCAUAAAAGCGCGGAUGAAUAAAAGAUUCAACGGCCGGCGAACGUGAGGGCGGAUGAGCCUGCCGUUCCGACUCCGCCCGCGGAACCGACUUUAAUGGAGCGCCAAAAAAUUCGAGCGCGGACGAUUUUCGCGCGACGCGAUCGCCGAUCUCUGCUGUUUGACGCGUGUCCGGACUCGGAGCGAUCCCGAAUUAUCGCGCUCGCUUUUCUUUCGCGACAUAAAAUAGGUAUGUUUACUCUCAGUGGUCGAUUCCCUCGACGAAUAAAAAGUAUCAGGAAACUCUGUACUCAGUCCGAACUUCCGAGGAAUAAAAUGUGUGCAUUCUGUGGCAUAAUCGUCGCUGUUGAGAAAUUCAAGGUUAACUCUUUUUUAUUCCCAGAAGACGUCCUCGUUGUUCUUUACGUGCAGAACUCUUUUUUAUAAUUAAUUUCUUUGAGGAGCCCUUAACUCUGAUCUUCGCUGUUCGGUUCGUCUCCGUAAUUAGAGCGAUCCUGAAUCAUCGGGCUUUCUUUUCUCCCGAAAGUUUAUGGUUGACGUAAAAAAAAGCGAUGUUCCCCACUAAUUAUUAUAUUACAGAAACGGAUAAAUAAAGAGUUAAAUGAUCAAAAUCGAUGAGAAAUCGCAGGAAUAAAAACCUCUGCAAAAUACGGCGUAACCAUCCUAGUUCGAGGAGGUAUGAAUUCAUAAUCGGUUGGAGUUUUGUAGGAAGUGAACCAUUCCGUGGACUUAAGAUUUCCUUUUCGCGUUUUAAAGGUUUGUACAAGGGGGUUGCUUUGUUUAUGGUUCCUUCAGUACACAUGUUUUCAAUUUUUUUUCAAUUAAUGUUCUGUCUACCUAUGGUACCUUUGGUUGGGUGGCAAUCGCUGAUCUCUGCUGUCCAACACGUGUAAAGAAUCACCUUGAAAUACCACGCGUGCUUUUCUCUCAAAAGAAUAAAAUAUGUUGUCACUCUCAGAGAUCAAUUUCCUAGACAGAUUUAAAACGCGAGGAAAUCACCAGAUUCGGUGCGCAGUGUGGACGUCCCAG
This is a messenger RNA of Notodromas monacha, 1975 nucleotides long. Lineage: Eukaryota; Metazoa; Arthropoda; Ostracoda; Podocopida; Cyprididae. The record is from the annotation of a GenBank genome assembly.